Molecule: messenger RNA, 1433 nt
Organism: Paralichthys olivaceus (Japanese flounder)
Lineage: Eukaryota; Metazoa; Chordata; Actinopteri; Pleuronectiformes; Paralichthyidae
Product: interleukin-21 receptor
Biological process (GO): cytokine-mediated signaling pathway
Cellular component (GO): external side of plasma membrane
Molecular function (GO): cytokine receptor activity; protein binding
Source: RefSeq, a predicted model, not a curated record
UUUCAGUGUAUGCUGACAAACACAGACAGGGAUUAUUUCUGCUCUGUUAAAACAUCUGAUCUGAUGCCUGGCGACGAUUAUCCAGACAUCUUCACGGACACAGAUACUUUUACAAUCUCACUCUGUCCCAACCAGAAUGCUGGAUCUAAAAGGUGCAAGGAGGUGGAUGGUGAAUACAUACCUGUAACAAACAUUAAACCAAAUGCACCAUGCUGCCUCACAGUCAGCCACAACUCAGGUCAACACCACUUCACCUGGAGAAGCACCUAUGAGGAAUAUUCGCCUUACACGUAUCUGGUCUACACCUUCAAGUAUCAGCUACAUUUCUUCAGAAGAGGAGACAAACAUGACAACAAUGAGGUGAUCUUACGUGAAAUUAGAAAAACAAACUAUUCUGUGGACGAUCAGAUCUUUGAGCUGGACACCGAGUACACUGCCAGGGUAAGGUCCAGUCCUAACAAUGUGUCUUACAAAGGAGAGUGGAGCGACUGGUCCUCUGAGGUUCACUGGAAGACGGGGCCGGCUGAUCUCCCCGGAAACACAUUUAUUACAGAGCUGUGGAAGAAGGUGUUCAUCGCCUCAUGUGUGCUGGUGCCACUCAUCCUACUUACAUGCUACGCUCUUGUAAAGAUACAGAUGCAGAGUGCAUUUAUCCCAACUCCAGCUCCCUAUUUCCACACCUUGUACUCUGAUUGCCAAGGAGAUUUCAAGAUCUGGGUGGUCACACAAGAAGGCACAGCAGACACGCUGAAAGCAGAGGCCUCGCUCCAAAUCGACACCCUGACAAAGUGUGCAGACGACCCAGAGGACGAGCUUCAGCCCCACUUUCACCACCGGCUGAUGGAGAGCAGCAUGUACAGUAACUUUGCUCUGGGGAGUCUGACCCUCUGCUAUCAGUCAGGGAGCCCAGCAGAGGGGGACUCUGGGUGCUGGCUGUGCAGCGACACCUCCAUAGAGAAGGACUCUCUUUGGUGCGGUAAUAAAUACUGCACCCUCACGCAGACUAUUCCAUUCACAGCAGGGCAUCAUGGGAGUUUGUCAACAAGCAUGGAUGCCACUGGGGAAACAUAAAGAUUAGUGUGUAUGAAGUGAGUGGAGCAGGAUAAUAGUGGGAAAUUUAGUUUAAAAUAAAGCUGGUCCCUUGAGUUUAAACUACAGACACAUGUAGUUCUUCACAACGCUGCAAUCUGCUACACCAAAUGCUUUACAAGUUUUCAUAGUGAGGUGGUGUGAAACCAGCAAAUAUGUUGUUACAGCAUUAUGUGAAAUGUAAAUGAAAUAAAUGUAUAACCUUUAUAUUACACACCCUAAAAUAAAUAGCUGUCGCAGAUUUGAGGGGAAAAAACAUUUUAGACUUAUUGCACGAGGGACUAUUUUGCCUUGUUUCUACCUGCCAUGAUCUUACUGUAUUUACUUCGUGUAAUAAAGAAAAU